AUGGAGCGAGAAACGAGCCGGUCAUCAUCGCACAACAAGAGCAACCACGGCUCCCGCGCCGUCAGCAUGUCGCCUGGGGGCGAGAAUACCAACGACGAGGGCGCCUCCACUCCUGGUACGAAUAGCCGGCCGAAGCUUUCCCGCAAAGCCUCUCAGAAGCCCGUCAAGCGCGAAACCGUCCUGUUCAGCGAUCUGCCCGAUGUUCGAGAGGAAGCAUGCAAUACCUUUCAAGUCAUUCCGGACUGUCUAUAUGGAUCGAAGCACAUGGGCUCAACCGAUCACGAUGCCUUGGACUGUGAUUGCCGUUCCGAGUGGCAGGACGGGAAAAACUACUCAUGUGGCGAGGACUCCGACUGCAUCAACAGAGCCACGAGAAUGGAGUGCGUUGUGGGCACUGGUAAUUGCGGCGACGGGUGCCAGAAUCAGAGAUUUCAGCGCAAGCAGUACGCCAACGUUUCAGUCAUCAAGACAGACAAGAAAGGAUUCGGUCUCCGCGCCAAUGUCGACAUGCAAGCUAACGACUUCAUUUUCGAGUACAUUGGCGAAGUCAUCAACGAGCCAACAUUUAGGCGGCGCAUGUCGCAGUACGACGAUGAGGGCAUCAAGCAUUUUUACUUCAUGUCGCUUACCAAGCACGAAUUUGUCGACGCCACGAAGAAGGGAAACCUGGGCCGUUUCUGCAACCACUCCUGCAAUCCAAACUGCUACGUCGACAAAUGGGUCGUCGGAGAAAAGCUACGCAUGGGUAUUUUCACGUCGCGCAAAAUCAAGGCUGGCGAGGAGCUGGUAUUCAACUACAACGUAGACCGCUACGGGGCCAACCCCCAACCAUGCUACUGUGGCGAGGUCAACUGCACUGGAUUUAUUGGUGGCAAGACUCAGACCGAGCGAUCCACCAAGCUGCCCCUCGCAACUGUUGAAGCCCUCGGCAUUGACGAUGGAGACAGCUGGGACACUGCGGUCGCCAAGAAGCCCAGGAAGAAGAAGGUCGAAGAGGAUGAUGAGGAGUACGUUAACAGCGUACAGGCCAGAAGCCUCAAUGAGGAUGGCGCACGCAAGGUGAUGGCGACCCUGAUGCAGACGAAGGAGAAAUGGAUUGCAGUCAAACUGCUGCAGCGCAUCCAGCAGUGCAGUGAUGAGCGGGUCAUCCACUGUGUCAUGCGCAUGCACGCCUACCAAAUCCUCAAAACCACCCUCAACAUGUUCAUCGACGACCACAAUGUCAUUCUCCAGGUCUUGGACAUUCUUGACAAAUUUCCUCGAUUGACCAGGAACAAGAUAGAGGGCUCAAAGAUUGAAGACACAAUCACCAAGCUGGCUCAAUCGGAAAACGAAGAGGUCAGCAUCAGGUCGAAGAAGCUGUUGGAAGAGUGGGCAAAGUUGGAGUUGGGGUACCGCAUUGGGAAGCGAAAGUUUGACCCCAACGCCCCGACCACCAACUCCUUUCAGGAGAGGCGCAACGCAGAACGCGAAGAAGACACUACCGCCAAAUCGACUCCCGACCCGUUCCAAAAUGUCGAUAUUCCAAAGGGUCCAAGAAACAGUAUGCCACAGCGGAAUCCACACCUAGCGAACGGCCCCCCACGACCCAGAAGACAACACUUCCCCAACGGCCCUCUUCCGGCUGGAUGGUUCACUGCAACCGACCCGGCAGGUAACACCUACUUCUAUACCAACAAGGCGCGAGAGGAGCAGCAGAGGCUGAGGGACAUCAUCGACAAGGUGACGAAGGAACAAACUCCCAGGCCUUCGGCUUCUCAGACACCGCAGCGGGCAGAAACACCCGUGCAAGAGCCCAAGCCAGAAAAGUGGCGCUCUCUCAGUGUUGAGAAGCAGAUGAAGAUCUAUGAGAAUACGUUAUUCCCUCACAUCAAGUACGUGAUUGAUAAGUACAAACACAAGCUUCCCAAGGAGGAUCUCAAGCGGUUCGGCAAGGACAUUAGCAAGAAGCUGGUCUCAUCGGACUACAAAAGAAACCAUGUCCGUGAUCCAACCCAGCCUUUGGAUCAGAAGCAAGCCAGGAAGGUCAAGACCUACGUCAAGGAUUUCUUGGACAGGGCUGUAGUGAAAAUGAAGAACUACGAGAAGGAGAAGGCUGUCCGUCAUGGGCCAAAGGAUGGAGGCGUCAAUGGUCCAGCAACGGACGUUGAUGCCAUGGUGGACAUCGCCGAUGAAGUUAUGCUUUCUGACGACGAGGAGACUGCGUCGACGGGUAGCCCAGAGAGAAAGCGGAAGCGCGAGGACGAGGCGGCUGCUUCACCGAACCUGACGCCUUCGGAUGGACCCUCAACGAAGCGCUUGAGGGAUGAAGAUGUGGAGGACGGUGCGCCGCCUCCUCCACCGCCCCCGCCGCCCACAGAGCCGGCGCCGACUGAUUCUCCAGAGUCUCUGACUGAAGAGCAACAAGCGCUUAGGGAGCAGGAGGAAGCUCUGAUGAGGGAGAACGAGGAAGCUGAGCGAGAGGAAGCCACGAAAACUCAGGGGAUCUUUGAUGGGCCCCGAAUCAAUGGUGGCGUAAUCGUGGCUGGAGAAGGAGAGCCCGCUGCAGCGACCAGGCAAGAGGUUCUCGGCCACUAG
This is a messenger RNA of Colletotrichum aenigma, 2577 nucleotides long. It is a transcript of the gene SET2, whose product is annotated as Histone-lysine N-methyltransferase, H3 lysine-36 specific. The coding region runs from base 1 to 2577 and encodes 858 amino acids. The record is from RefSeq and is a predicted model, not a curated record. Gene Ontology annotation, biological process: regulation of DNA-templated transcription. Lineage: Eukaryota; Fungi; Ascomycota; Sordariomycetes; Glomerellales; Glomerellaceae. Gene Ontology annotation, cellular component: chromosome; chromatin; nucleus. Gene Ontology annotation, molecular function: histone H3K36 methyltransferase activity; protein binding. The transcript is spliced from 4 exons.